Trichomonas vaginalis G3 is the source of this 1353-nucleotide messenger RNA. Its product is annotated as armadillo (ARM) repeat-containing protein family. The coding region runs from base 1 to 1353 and encodes 450 amino acids. The transcript has a single exon. Lineage: Eukaryota; Parabasalia; Trichomonadida; Trichomonadidae. The record is from RefSeq and is a predicted model, not a curated record.
AUGAAUCCAUCAAAGUCUACUCAAAAUAAACAAGAUUACAAUACACUGUAUAUAGAAUUCACAAAAAGCGAGCUGUUUUCGUCAGAUUACUUUAAUUACUGCUGUUCGAAUCUCAUUUCUUCUUAUCAAAACCAACAAUUCAGUGACUUUGCAAAUUGUAUUCAGCAGCUGAUAAUGUGCACUAAUAAGAGUAAUAUAGAAUAUAAUUUGGCUGUUAAUAUACUUGAAAAACAUCAAAUACUUGAAUUCUUAGUUGAUACGCUUAAAGAGCCAUUUAAUGAAUACUCUAAAAAUAUAUCGAUCCUGCUUCUUCAAAUUAUGAAGUUUCCACCUGAAUAUAGAUAUGAUUUAAUCGAUGAUGAAUUUUUAAUUCACAUGAUUUCGAUACUGAUCGUUCCGCAGAGUGAUGAACAAAUAGAUUAUGUUAUUUACAUUGUCCAAUCAAUUCAGAGAGCUCUUUGUUGUCCGAAAUUUUCGACUGAAUGCAUUUCUAACGCUAUUGAUCUUAUUAUGAACUAUUUUAACAUGUGCUCUGGAUUUCCUAUUGUUAUUAACGAAAUAUUCAAUGUUUUUGCUUCGAUUUGCGUUAUACAAAUGAAUCAUAUUAAUAUUGAAUUUUUCGAGCUUGUUAUUGACGCAUGUAUCCAAUACUAUAAUGUUAUUGAUGCAUGUCCUGGUAUAUUCUAUGCUCUUGCAAGUGUUUUAUCUCAAGAACCAGGAUUAACAGCUUUAAUUGUUGAGAAAGGUAUAAUUGAAACGAUUUUUUCGCAUGACCGUGAAAUUGAUGAUGCAGAACUAUCAUUUCUUGAGAUUUGCCUUCAAUGCGAUGAAGAAUUUAUUGUAAAUCACUUAAUUCCCCAUUUGAACUGGGAUUCUAUUAGGUCUGCUAUAUUGGAACCAAAAACCACAAGCAGAACAAGUUGUUUAAUUAAGCAAAUCGUUAAAAGUUUUCCGGAUUCAGCCACAUUUUUAGAAUCUCAUGGAAUCUUUUCGGCUUUAGCGGAAAUGGCAAGGAACAGUGAUUUCAUGACAUCCAAGAAAUGCAUCUCUGCUAUUCAGGCUGCUUCUAAUUAUUUUUCAAUUGAUGUGAUAAAUUCUUUAGUUCAGAAAGGAUUUAUUUUGUCAUUGGGCUCUGUUAUGGAAAUGAGUGAUAAUCCGUUGAAAUAUUGCCCUCUUUUAACUAGAAUUUUGUACUUUUUAAACAAUUCUCUAGGACCGGACGCUGUAAUUGCCAUAAAUGAAUAUGAUGAUGCCCAAAUUGAGGACAUACUUAUGGGAACGGAGGAAGAUAUUAGUGAAAUUGCAGAAAUGGCUGAAAAUUUGCGAAAAUAUAGAGAUUCACAGACUUUAUAA